Molecule: messenger RNA, 882 nt
Organism: Drosophila kikkawai
Lineage: Eukaryota; Metazoa; Arthropoda; Insecta; Diptera; Drosophilidae
Gene: GstD9
Product: Glutathione S transferase D9
Biological process (GO): glutathione metabolic process
Molecular function (GO): glutathione transferase activity
Source: RefSeq, a predicted model, not a curated record
CUUUGUUUAAAGUUUCAAAUAUAAAUUCACUCAACUCACUUUGCUUUUACAGUUCGUUAAAGAACCUGAAUAUUUUUUCAAAGCAUUUUAACUCCUUAUUUAAACUUAAGAAACUUAAUAUCCUUUAAAAAUCAUGUUGGACUUCUACUACAUGCUCUACUCGGCUCCCUGCCGUUCAAUCCUGAUGACUGCCCAGGCCUUGGGCCUCGAGUUGAACAAGAAGAAGGUGGAUUUGGAUGCCGGGGAUCACCUGAAGCCGGACUUUGUGAAGAUCAAUCCCCAGCACACCAUUCCCACUCUGGUGGAUGGUGACUUUGCCAUUUGGGAGUCGAGAGCCAUUCUGCUCUAUCUGGCAGAGAAGUACGACAAGGAUGGCUUGGUCUAUCCCAAGGAUCCCCAGCAGAGGGCCGUGGUCAACCAGCGCCUGUUCUUCGAUCUGGGAACGCUGUACCAGAGCUAUGUGUACUACUAUUACCCCCAGUUAUUUGAGGAUGUGAAGAAACCGGCCGAUCCUGAUAACUUGAAGAGGAUUGAUGCAGCCUUUGCCAUGUUCGACACCCUCCUGGAGGGUCAGCAGUACGCCGCCCUGGGGAAGCUGACCCUGGCAGACUUUGCCCUGCUGGCCACCGUGUCCACCUUCGAGAUAUCGGAAUAUGACUUUGGAAAGUAUCCGAAUGUGGUCAGGUGGUACGAUAAUGCGAAGAAGGUCGUGCCCGGCUGGGAGGAGAACUGGGAGGGUUGUGUGUACUACAAGAACCUGUAUCUGGGUGGAAUUUUGAACAAACAAUGACUUGCAUCUGUUACUCAGCAAAAAACAAAAAUAUGUUAGACUAAUACGAAUUUCAUAAACUGAUAUCGAAUAAAGAGUGCCUCAAUCUCAAA